Molecule: messenger RNA, 2943 nt
Organism: Cydia splendana
Lineage: Eukaryota; Metazoa; Arthropoda; Insecta; Lepidoptera; Tortricidae
Gene: trbd
Product: ubiquitin thioesterase trabid
Exons: 16
Coding region: 746-2647 (633 amino acids)
Biological process (GO): cytoskeleton organization; cell migration; protein K29-linked deubiquitination
Cellular component (GO): nucleus; cytoplasm
Molecular function (GO): cysteine-type deubiquitinase activity; K63-linked polyubiquitin modification-dependent protein binding
Source: RefSeq, a predicted model, not a curated record
CUUGGAUCAAUUUCGAAUCGAGGACGUUUAUUUAUUAAAUUGCUAUUGGUUAGUAAAAUCCAUAACUCUUUUCUCAUUGGCUGUAAAGGAUAUUUACAUAUUCAUUUGCAGUAUUCAACCAAUCACUCUGCAUCUUUGACACAUUUUUUUUAACAUUGAGCUAUCUCAUUUCCUCGAUUGACAUAAAUUUAUUUGUCAAAAUACCGUAUAAAAAUAUUGCCUCCGUUUAUUAGCUCCAUUGUUACUUUUGGUUUCUCCCGUAACCCAUAGUUUUUUUUAUCUGAUUCCGAAGCACAUCGCAAAGCUCAAUCCCAUCCCAACAACAUAGAGUGAAAGUGUCCAACGAUCGUUGCACAGCAGUGUAGGUAGAGUGAGUCUCUACGCUCGGAUUACUGCCUCGUUCUUGACCUUAUGCCAUCGAUGCUUGAAUACUUAUAUUGUGUAACGACGCCAAAAACAUGCAAAUGACCGUUGCCAAGUCGCAUAUCGCGUUCUAUUAAUAUUAAAGCUCACAUAAAUGCUAUUUAGUGAACUGUCAAAAUGUCCAAUAAGAAAUUGGCGAAGUGAAAAUCGCGCGUGUAAGAAGGUAGGGCUUCAAGUGCGCAUCGUGAGUGGUCAUAUCUGUUCGCAGAGUGGGGGUGUUGCUACAUGGUGAAUAGAUGACGGCGGCGUCGUGAAGCGUCCACGUCGAGCGGAUCAUGCUGGCUUCUUAACUGGGGGCGUAGGAGAAGUACUGCGCGGCGCCAUGAGCGCUGCGGGGCGCGAGUCGGCCGCGGAGCCCGGCGCUGGCGCCGAGCCCGAGGGUGCGCAGUGCGCGUUGGAUGCCUCCACCAACACUCCCCCACAAUCUCCGCAGGUGACAGAGAGCGCUGCGCCCGCGCCUACUAGCACGGGCGGCUCGGGCGGCAAGUGGCAAUGCGAGACGUGCACCUAUGAGAACUUCCCGCUUUCUAGGAAGUGUACGAUGUGCCGCACAAGCAAGCCGCUACUGGGUGAAGAUAUUCUCAAGCUGCAGGACGGCGCGCGGGCGCUUCCUCACGACUCAGAGGCUGAUGCAGUAGCGGAGCGCCUGAAACCCCUCAGGAUCGCAUCUCCAGUCGGGCAGGCCGGCGCCUCCUGCCAGGCCAAGUGGCCUUGCCCGACGUGUACAUACGAAAAUUGGCCGCGGUCGCUCAAGUGCGCCAUGUGCGGCGCGCCGGCCGCCGCGGCCGCGCCGCCCGAGCCCAAGCCGUCGCCUGUCGGAAUUAAUGACAUCUGUAAUAGCCAAAACGCAUCGUCAAAUGAUAAGCGUCGUAACAACCCGGACUGGCUGUGGCUACAAGCUUGCAUGGGUGUGGUGGAGGGCGACGUGGGCCGCGUGGAGGCGUACCUGGCGGCCGGCGGCGACCCGGCGCGGGCCCUGGCCGCGCACGAGGCCGCGCUGCUCGACCGCGCCUCCGCCUUCGACGCCGGACACACGCUAGUGCACCUCGCCAUCAGGUUCCAGCGCGAGGACAUCCUGGCGACGCUGCUCGCGCGCAUCUCGGGCGGCGGCCCGGGGCUCAAGCGCUCGCCGUCAUACAUCGCUCCGGAUGUAGCGGCGGCGAUCCGGCGGCACGUGGCCGCCUCCAUCCGCUACAAGAAGGGCGCCUUCGCGUGCCGCUACCUCAACGAGUUCUGUACUUUCGCGUUACCAGCAGAGAUCGAAGAACUACCAGUAGCCAUCCAAGAGCAACUGUUCUCGGAGCUGCUCGACCGCGACGCGCAACAGACCCUCGAGGCUGAACCGCCCCUCAUUAACUGGAGUCUCGAGUUAUGCGUGCGGCUCGGAUCGCGGCUGCACGCGCUAUGGAACCGCUCGGCCGGCGACUGCCUGCUGGACGCCGUCUCGCAGUGCGCGUACGGCGUGUUCGACCGGCGCGGCGCCCUGCGUGCGGCGCUGGCGGAGUCGCUGCUGGCGGCCGGCGAGCGCUUCUACGACCGCUGGGCCGCCUGGGAGAGACAAGGAGCGGCAAGGUUGCACUAUGCUCCGGAGGAGUCCCAGCUCCGGUCGGAAUGGUCCCGCCUCGUGUCGGCGGCCGCUCGGCCCGGCACGGCGCUGCACCAGCUGCACGUGUUCGCGCUGGCGCACGUCACGCGGCGGCCCAUCAUCGUGUACGGCGUCAACGUCGUCAACUCCUUCCGCGGCGAGGCGCUAGGAUACGCGCGCUUCCAGGGUAUAUAUCUUCCCUUGCUGUGGGAGCCUGCGCUGUGUUCCAAGUCGCCGCUGGCGGUGGGCUACACGAGAGGACACUUCUCAGCGCUCGUGCCCAUCGAGCCCUAUUGUCGACGCCACUACAUUUGCAGGGACGAGCAAGAGGAGACCGAUGAUAGUUGUUACCUGCCGCUCACGGACUGCGAGGGGAAACUGCUACCCGUGCACUUCCUCACCGUAGAUGAGAUGGGCGACUCCGAAGGCAUAGUCCGCCGCUGGCUGUCGGCCUGCGUCACCGGCGGGGGACAGCUGUGUGCCCGACAGCACCUGCACCCGAGACCCUUACUCGUGGCUCAACUACUGGAGGAGUGGCUCAACCACUACCGGCGCCUCGCGCAACAAGCCCGCGGGCCGUUCCCGCCGCGGCUGCACGCGCACGCGCUCUCCUCCGACCCCGACACCGACGACGAGUAACACACGCGCACACACAUACACACAAGAACACACACUACACUGAACUAUUCGAGGUGCCCACCACAUUGUAAUACCUACUGUCUUGCCCAGCCGCCAUCGGAGCGGUCAAGGCGCUAACAAAUGCAUCGUGAAGAAGCAAAAUCAGAACCAUCCACAGGUGCAUAUCUACAAAGAUUGCGUUUUAGCAACAUUACCUUAAGACUCAAUCUUUGUAGAUAUAAUUUACCUGUGGAUGUGGCUCGCUUUAUAUGAUACAAAUAUCUGAACACGCCUCUACUGUCAAGGCGAGAGAGAGA